AUGUUUGUUUUGUAAUCAAUCUAAUAAAUAAAUAUGUAAAUUAGUUUACAUUUAAAAACAAUUUUAAACCAUAGUUAGAAAUGGUAAAAACAGAUAUGGGUCUACCAGAUCCAGAUAAUCCUACAGAAGAUCUCAGAAUUACUAGUGAAACUGUUUUUGGUAUUUCACAAGAUGAUUCUGAUCAAGAGGUAGAAACGGAGGACUUUCAAAUAGAAUUUGCACAGUAUCAAUUAUUACCUGCAUCGCCUGUUGAAGAGACGAAUACGAAUUCAGAUAGUGAUGAUGAUGAAGGUAGUGCCACAAACACCACUAUAAAUUCAGAAUCCCAAGGUAUUUCUGUACCUCCCAUAACUCCUAUGGAAUCAUCAAUUGUAAAAGAGGUAUGGGAUGGACCUGCCCCCGAAGUCUGUGAUAUUAAAAUGGAUAAUCAAAGAGUACUUGAAGUUAAACAAGCAAUGUUGAAUAUAACCCUACCUGAAAGUGCAAUUCCAGAUUGGGCUACAAACAUCCCAGAAGAGGAAUGGAAAUUACAAUUAAUGAAGAGGCUAAAGAAAUAA
Molecule: messenger RNA, 557 nt
Organism: Psylliodes chrysocephalus
Lineage: Eukaryota; Metazoa; Arthropoda; Insecta; Coleoptera; Chrysomelidae
Source: the annotation of a GenBank genome assembly